GCGUGUAUUCAGCAGGGUAACAGUUAUAUAAUAAUUCCUGCAUGCGUCCUACUUUGGCCGAGGUUCAGUUUCAGUUUGAGGAAUGCUGCUCCUGACUUGUUGCCAUGUAGGUCGCUGUACAUGCGUACAUUGUUUGCAGUGUACUCAAGAGUUGCAGAGUCAUGUUGAUGCAUAAAUUCCUCCUCCACCAGCACAGCAGCCUUUGGAUGUGUGCCCGUGGCGACGCAGAGCAGCAGCUCCGCACAUUACCGUGAACACAGAUCCGCUGGUUUCCUGACAGGACGGAGAGCUUCAGCCAGCGGCUGGGGAAAGACCUCCUGCGGUCGGACAAGUCGAGCGGAAACUCCCUGAAGUGAUGUCGGUGCUUCUCUCAUGUGACAUGGAGUCUACCAGCUACCAUUGAAGCCCUGCACUGGGAUAAGCAUCACAACGGAAGGAAUCUCUGCCAGGAUACAUCUGAUUGUGCAGCUACACACAUUUGUCAACCACUUCCCCCUUUUUCCUGUGGAAAUUGCAGAGGACUCUCUGAAAUGUCAGAAUGGAUCACGUUCAAAACCCUGAAACCUGUAAAAUCUGGACCAGCAGCAAUUUAAUCAUCAUGGUUUGACUCGUACUUUUGGAACUGUCUGAUCCUGAUUCAAAGGCUGUCAGUCAUGUUGGAGCCCGGAUCUGUGGAUGAGGGAGUAUUAUGUGGUUCACCAUCAGUCUGCGAGUUUGUUUACCUGCCGUGUUUGUGCAGAGAAACAUAUGAGCUGAACAUAUUUUAUGUGGCAACUGGCUUCUUCUCUGGACUUCUUGCUCUGCCUGCUGGCUGUGGCGGGGAAUGGACAGUACCAUUACGCUGUCCGCAUUCCUAAUACCCUGGGAAAUGUCUACUUACUGAAUGGACUUUUGUGUUAAAUUUGAGGCAAAAUGGAGGAACUCAGGACAUCUGCUCACUGGAGCCUGUACAAAGACCAAAGGAAUUUCCUCUGCUGAAAGUCUGACCCCAAUGGGAUAAGAACUAGCAACUCUGAACUGAACAAGACAGUUAGACUGAACAGGUAAUUACUGAGAAAAAAAAUUGGAGUACCUUUCUCCCAGAAUGCAUUGCCCUAUGAGGAAGAAACGCCCCACACGCGACUCUGAUUUCUCGGCUAUCGCAGUCCCCUCUAUGCACGGGUCUGGAUAUCUCGACUACACAGUUGAGACGCACGCUUCCAAAUCCCUCGAGGUCAUGGAGGAGUUCAGGCGGCAGGAGAUGUUGUGCGAUCUGGUGCUGCACGUCACAUACAAGGAGAGGACAGUGGACUUCAAGGUGCACAAGGUGGUGCUGGCCUCCUGUAGCCCCUACUUCAGAGCCAUGUUCACCAGCAGCUUCAAAGAGUGUCGCGCCUCGGAGGUCACCCUGCGCGACGUCUGCCCCGAGGUGGUGGGAAGACUUAUUGACUUUGCCUACACCUCCCGCAUCACAGUGGGAGAGAAGUGUGUGCUGCACGUUCUUUUGGCUGCCAUGAGGUAUCAGAUGGAGGAUGUGGCCAAAGCGUGCUGCGACUUCCUCACUAAGCACCUGGAGCCUGCCAAUGUCAUCGGCAUCGCCCGCUUUGCUGAGGAGAUCGGCUGCACGGAGCUGCACCAGCGGAGUCGAGAGUACAUCAACACACACUUCAGUGAGGUGACUAAAGAAGAUGAGUUCUUCAGCCUGUCUCACUGCCAGCUGCUGGAGCUCAUCAGUCAGGACAGUCUCAAGGUGCUCUGUGAGUCUGAGGUGUAUAAGGCCUGCACUGACUGGGUGCGCUGGGAUAUGGAGGGCAGAGCCCAGUACCUGCACGCCCUCCUGAAUGCGGUUCAUAUCUACGCCCUGCCUCCUAAGUUCCUAAAGAACCAGCUCCUGUCCUGCCCCAUCCUCAGCAAGGCCAACUCCUGUAAGGACUUCCUGUCUAAAAUCUUCCAGGAUAUGACAAUAAGGAAGCUGCCUCCUGCACCUAACCGUGGAACUCAACUCAUCUAUGUGGCUGGCGGAUACCGGCAGCAUUCACUGGCAACCAUGGAGGCUUAUGAUCCCAGAAGGAAUGUGUGGCUAAAACUGACUGACAUGGGGUCUGCGUGCAGCGGCCUGGGAGCCUGUACGCUGUUUGGACUGCUCUACACUGUCGGCGGCAGGAACCUGUCGCUCCAAAACAACACCGAGUCCAGCGCCCUGUGCUGCUACAACCCGAUGACCAACCAGUGGAGCCAGCGAGCCUCCCUCAACAUCCCCAGGAACAGGGUCGGCGUGGGCGUAGUGGACGGCUGCAUCUACGCCGUCGGGGGCUCCCAGGGCUCCACGCAUCACAACACGGUGGAGAGGUGGGAUCCGGAGUCUAAUCGCUGGUCCUUUGUUUGCCCGAUGUCGGUGGCUCGUCUGGGUGCCGGAGUGGCGGCGUGUGGGGGGGCUCUGUAUGUGGUCGGGGGAUACGAUGGGCAGAACCGCUGGAACACUGCUGAGAAAUACCAGCCGGACACGAACACCUGGAACCAGCUGGCACCUAUGAACACUAUACGCAGCGGACUGGGAUUGGUGUGUGUGAACUCUCACUUGUACGCCAUAGGAGGCUACGAUGGGCGGAACCAGCUGUGUUCGGUGGAGCGUUACAAUAUAGCCAGGAACCAAUGGGAGCCCAGGGCCUCCAUGCAGUACUGCCGCAGCGCACACGGAGUCACGGUCCACCAGGGGCGCAUCUUUGUCCUCGGUUACACAAUUGUAGUGGUGACUACCACAGAAGCCAUUUUGAGUACUUUGCCAGGAGGCUUUAACCAGCACGGCUUCCUGUCCAAUGUCGAGUGUUACUGUCCAGACAGAAAUGAAUGGACGUGCGUCACCGACAUGUCUGUUGGACGCAGCGGCAUGGGCGUCGCUGUUACCAUGGAGCCCUGUCCCGGCAGCCUGCCUGAACAAGAGGAGGAUGAGGAAGGAGCCACAUGAGGAGGAGGAGGAUAAAAUCAGUGUGGUUAUGGUUCUACGUGGUGCUGCUUUUCAAGAGAGGGGUGAAGUGCGUUCAAUAAAAUUAACAUUCCAAUUUACGUCCCCGCUCUCGUGGAUCUGGUUGGUGUCGCCCCGCGGAGAACUGCAGGUAAAGUUUGUGUGGAAACACUGAAGGAGAAGAUUUCUACAUCAGCUCCAGGGACACAUGAUACAGAAAACAACAAGGUGCUAUAGAAGUAAUCCCAAAUAAUGGUACUAUUUAAUUAUUGUUGUUCCUCAGAAGUUUUUAAUCUCUAAGUGUUAUUUUUGUAAAUUUAAUGAAUGAACGGCCUUCAGCGUCCUGAUUUCUAAUUUCUCUGUGUUGUAUCGCUACCUCUAUCUGUGUCUCUGUCCAAAUGAGCACUUUUCUGUUUGUGCCAAUAUAGUUUCACCCAGAACUGCCAAUUUUUUAUUUUAUUUUAAUGAUUUUUGUGUGUGUGUGUGUGUGUGUGUGUGUGUGUGUGUGUGUGUGUGCUCACCAUAACUUGUGUUUCAGGAAAUAAAGUUAAUCAAGUGUA
Molecule: messenger RNA, 3501 nt
Organism: Epinephelus fuscoguttatus (brown-marbled grouper)
Lineage: Eukaryota; Metazoa; Chordata; Actinopteri; Perciformes; Serranidae
Gene: keap1a
Product: kelch-like ECH-associated protein 1a
Exons: 13
Coding region: 1085-2944 (619 amino acids)
Molecular function (GO): protein binding
Source: RefSeq, a predicted model, not a curated record